This is a messenger RNA of Trichogramma pretiosum, 2635 nucleotides long. Its product is annotated as meiosis-specific with OB domain-containing protein-like. Gene Ontology annotation, biological process: resolution of meiotic recombination intermediates. The coding region runs from base 76 to 2505 and encodes 809 amino acids. The record is from RefSeq and is a predicted model, not a curated record. Gene Ontology annotation, molecular function: single-stranded DNA 3'-5' DNA exonuclease activity; single-stranded DNA binding. The transcript is spliced from 14 exons. NCBI's taxonomy places the organism in Eukaryota, Metazoa, Arthropoda, Insecta, Hymenoptera, Trichogrammatidae.
GUUGUUGGUCGUUAAGGACCCAAUUAGUCGCGAAUCAUUACGCAGGUAAAGUAAAGUGAAAGUAAAGAAAUAAUAAUGGCUAAUGUGUCAAGACAACCGAUUUGUUCGCUUCAACCGCAAAUGCAAAAUACUGUAAUAGUCGGAGUGAUUAUACGAAGUCAGAAUUCUAAAGUUACGAAAUUCUCAGAUAACAAUGGAUCGCGAGCCGUUUGGAAUUUCACCCUCAGAGACUCGGUGAACGACUUUAUUAACGCCACGGUAUGGGGUGCGGUAGAUUUCAUCAAUAAAUUGUUCACCACUUACGGCAUCGGAAGCGUGGUGGAAGUGAUAAAUGCGAAAAUCACCGAUCGCAAGCCCGACGAUCCGAACGAGGUGUACGUGCCAUCGGUGACCAGUCAAUUCACCCUGACGCUGAACCAGAGCUCCUCGCUGAUGCAGCUGCACUCGAGCCCGGCGACGCCUCGCUAUGCCAGUCUCGUCAGGGUGCCGACGAAGAAUCCGGCCGGAGCCCUGAAUCUCGCCUACGUGCUGGAGAACGCGGAAUCGUUGAAGAACCAGUACGUCGACGUGAUCGUCGUGGUGACGUUCGUGAGCCAGACUCGCGAGAUCGUCACUCGGCUGGGCGAGCUGUCGAAGAUACGCGAGUUCGAGGUGAGCGACCCGUCGACCAAUCACUCGCUGCCCCUGACCCUGUGGGAUCUCGAGUGGAUCAAGCUGGCGGACAAAUGGGAGCCGAAGCACACGGUGCUGUUUUUGGCCGACGCCCAGGUGACUUACAGCGAUAAGGUGCGAAAGUCGACUUUGACGAUAGUGAGAAAAACCGUUAUCACGGAGAAUCCUGAUAUUUCUGAAACGAAACAGAUGAGAGAUGUAUUUCUGACUAAACCUGAUAUCGGAUCGACGUCUCCUUACGCCGUUCCAAAUCCUAAUUCCAUAACGAAGCAAAUGACGAUUCGUGAAAUAACUAACAGAUUGAACCUUGCUGCAUCGAUUGCUAGCGACGAAAGAUUACAACUGUUGGUUGUUGUGACUGCCAUGGUCGACGAUAUGAACUUGGAUAGUAAUGAUUUAACGCUUCUGAGUGCAAGAUGUGCCAAGUGUAAAAGAAUGGUGGCAAGUGGUAAUGAAUCGUGCAUGAAUCUGGAAUGCCCGUUUGGAAAUGGCUUGAAGGCCCCGAUGAACGUUGUUAGUUUGAAUAUUUUGAUUACUUUGAAGGAUGACACUGGAUACUUGGUGGGUUGUCGUUUACGAGACACGGCCGCUGAACAAGUAAUUGGCUGCACCGCUGAAGCUAUUGGGGGUAUGACGAGAGAACAGCGUAUCAAGUUGAAGGAGAAAUACUAUAAAAAAUUAUGCAUUGUUCGGAUGCAAAUUAUUGGUCCUUCCGCAAAUAUACAAAAAUCGAUUUAUAAUAUCCUGGCCCUGAAUAGGUUGCGAGACGAUCUCAGGAGCCAAAUGAAUAUACAUAGGAAGAAAAAUCGUCAAAAUGUUAUUAAUAGAAAACGACCCUACUUAGGAGAAGUGAUUCAAAAUACAGUAUUUUCCGAGCAAGAUGUUAGCAGAAUGGCUCUAAAUUUGCGAAAAAAGCCGCUUGAUGGAAACGAGUAUAGAGAUUUACAAAAUGCCUUGAUUCAGAGCGAGAAUAACAUAAAUUCAUACUUUUCCGUUGGACAAAGUUAUGAAGGAUUGGUGAGAGAUUUGUCUGGAAGAAAUGGCACGCACAAGCUCUUUGCUGCUAAUUGUUUAUGUAAUUUGUCUUUAGGUAAUUCAAAAGCGUGUUUUACUCUUUCCAAAUUUUCAGCCCCUUACUUAAUUCUUGAGCUAGCAAGUAGUAACAUAAAAAUAGCCGAAACAUGUGCUUGGACCAUUGGCAAUAUUGUGAGUCAAAGUGAUAAGGCAUUGGCAAUUUUUAAAAAACAAAAUUGCUUACAAACUUUAAUAAAAAUUUUGGAUGAAUGCCAAAGUGAACUGUUGCCUGCUUUGCAUUAUGCAAUUUUACGAUACGUUCAUGCAGAUUUCAACAAUAUUAGUGAAGAAGAUUUGAGAAAAAUUGCUGAUCAUGUUGCCAAAAAAUAUAGUGAAGACUCAGAAAUUGAUACAAUUUGGUUAAUUGCUAUUUUAUCAUCAUAUUCAGCAUGUCAUGAACCUUUAAAAUACUGUAUUAGUCAAAUUUUUUCCAAACUUUAUUCUUUAUCACAGUCAAAAGAUGUACAUUUAAGCGAGGUAUCAGCAUAUUUACGAACGUUAGCUAAUGUCAUCUGUGAAACUACAGGAAAGGUAGCUCACCUAGUAUUUGGGAGUUGUGAAUCUGAACAUGAGAAGAAUCAAUUGCUUUUUGAAGCAUUGCUAAAAUAUCCUUAUGAUUGUGUGAGACAAGAAACAAUUUGGUUACUUGGUAAUCUCUUUAACCAUCCAGUGGAUACCGUUAAGCAAAUUGUAUCCUUAAAUGCUUUAUCUUUAACUUCUUUAACAUUAGCUAAAAAUGCAUGCAGCGAUGUAGCAUAAAUAAUUAUAGUAAUUUUUAAAAUAUAACAAGUAACAAAGGAAUUAAAAAACUUUUUUCGGAGAUGAAAAUCUCAUUGAAUUCUUUUCACUAUUUGAAGGAUCUUUUUCGAUACACGUAGGCAUAAUAACG